AUGAAGACCGUCACAGCACUCCGGAGGUGCCCUCUUCCCCAUUCCUACCGGCCAACAUCGCCGGUGUUCGAUUUCCUCGCACCGUCAACUUUGCGACAGAGCUGUCGCGGAUACAAAUCCACAGCAAAUGCACCUUUCUGGGGCAAAUCGCAUGAUGCGUCUCCAGCGCCCGACUCAACCCCCAGUUCGUCAAAACCCAAAUAUGCUGGAGAGCUUGCCGCUACUUUAAUUUACAAGGCGCAAACGCCGCAGGUCGUGCGUUCCCAUCCCCACCUGCGUCCGUUAAUGAAGCACAUGUAUGAUCAAGAAGCUGGGCACUUUUCGACGUUCAAUCAGAUGGUUGCGAAACAUCAAGUUCGACCAACGGCAAUGUAUCCGAUAUGGGAGGUUGCGGCAACAUUUCUCGGCUGGUCGACCGGAGCAAUGGGACGUGAGGCUGCCAUGGCCUGCACAGAAGCUGUGGAGACGGAGAUUGGCUCUCACUAUAAUGAACAAGUGCGGGAGAUACUGUCGUGGCAGGCGGAGGCGGAACGUAGAGGGGAAGAGCUGGACGAUGAAUUGAAGGAUAUGCUGGCGACGUUCCGAAGGAUCCGCGACGAAGAAUUAGAGCACUUGGACCAUGCUGUCGAGAAUGACGCCAAAGAAGCCCGGCCCUACGACCCGCUAGUCAGCGUCAUCCGAUUAGGGUGUAGAGCGGCCAUCAAUAUCAGUGAAAAGGUAUGA
Molecule: messenger RNA, 723 nt
Organism: Aspergillus nomiae NRRL 13137
Lineage: Eukaryota; Fungi; Ascomycota; Eurotiomycetes; Eurotiales; Aspergillaceae
Product: demethoxyubiquinone hydroxylase family protein
Exons: 2
Coding region: 1-723 (240 amino acids)
Biological process (GO): ubiquinone biosynthetic process
Cellular component (GO): mitochondrial inner membrane
Molecular function (GO): 3-demethoxyubiquinol 3-hydroxylase activity
Source: RefSeq, a predicted model, not a curated record